Molecule: messenger RNA, 3212 nt
Organism: Chelonoidis abingdonii (Abingdon island giant tortoise)
Lineage: Eukaryota; Metazoa; Chordata; Testudines; Testudinidae
Gene: TCEA3
Product: transcription elongation factor A3
Biological process (GO): DNA-templated transcription; transcription elongation by RNA polymerase II
Cellular component (GO): nucleus
Molecular function (GO): nucleic acid binding; zinc ion binding
Source: RefSeq, a predicted model, not a curated record
CACACAAACAUACCUCCCCCCUACACACACACACACACACACACACACUCCCCUCCAGACCCCGAUGAAAAGAGAUCCCAGUUGUCCCGGGGGCGAGCUCCUGGCUGCUUUUGUGGUUUAACGCGCACGGCCCCCCUCUCCGCCCCCCUCCCCUUCUCGCUCCUGAACGCCAAAAAACUUCGGGGCCGCGAUCAUGGGGCGAGCCGAGGAGCUGGUGAGGAUUGCAAAGAAGCUGGAUAAGAUGGUGACCAGGAAGAACACGGAUGGAGCUCUGGAUCUGCUGAAAGAACUGAACGGCUACACGAUGACCAUCGAGCUGCUGCAGUCCACGAGAAUUGGCGUGGCCGUCAACGCUGUCCGGAAGCAGUGCUCGGACGAAGAGGUGGUGGCCCUGGCGAAAAUCCUCAUCAAGAAUUGGAAACGCCUGCUAGAGUCCUCGGGGACCCCGAAGAGAGAGAAGGCCCUGGAAGGGCAAAAGGAUAAAAAAGAACAAAGUCUCGACUUUCCCAGCUGGCAGCCUGAAGGGGCGAAUUCCCAUCCAGUGAAACGCUGCAAAAGCCCAGCUGAGAAGCCCAAGGAAAAGGACAAAGGAAGGGACUUUCCCAACCAUAAGGCAGUGGGCCCUCUUCCUGGCUCCAAGAAACAUUCAUUGGAUCAGAAACAGGACAGGAAAUCCAGCAAGUCCGGCUCUCACACGGCAGCCCCAAAGAGUCAUUCUGCAGACUCCAGGCCAGACAGGGAGACCAGUGACUGCAGCGCUCUUUCUGCCACCUCUAAAAAGUUGCACUCGGACGGCAAGAAAGAGAGGAGAGACUCUGCAGACUCAAGAUCUUCCACCAUCACCACAGCCUCCUCCUCUUCCUCCCCUCAGAAAAGACCAUCGGUGGAAAGGAGGUCCUCUACAGGCUCCAACCCAGCAGCCUCCCCCCCCGGCUCUCGGAAGAACUCCAGUGAUGGCAAAGAGGAAAGACCCAACAGCGCCAGAUCCAAAGCCGAGACCCCCAAGACUCCCAGCAGCCCCUCGAGUCCCACAUUCGCACCGACCAUCUGCUUCCUGGCGUCCUGCUACCUCACGGGUGACUCGGUGCGGGACAAGUGUGUCGAGAUGAUCUCGGCGGCCCUGAAAAUGGAUGAUGAUUACAAACAGUUUGGAGUCAACUGUGACAAGCUGGCCUCUGAAAUCGAAGAUCAUAUCUUCCAAGAGCUGAAGAGCACGGACAUGAAGUACCGCAACCGCGUGAGGAGCAGGAUCAGUAACCUGAAGGACCCCAAGAACCCCAACCUGCGGAGGAAUGUGCUGAAUGGAGCCAUCUCCCCCAGCCUCAUUGCUAGGAUGACGGCAGAGGAGAUGGCGAGCGACGAACUGAAGGAGCUGAGGAACGCCAUGACCCUAGAAGCCAUCCGGGAGCAUCAGAUGGCGAAGACUGGGGGCACCACCACGGACCUCUUCCAGUGCGGCAAGUGCAAGAAGAAGAAUUGCACUUACAACCAGGUCCAGACGCGUAGCGCCGAUGAACCCAUGACAACGUUCGUGCUGUGUAACGAGUGCGGGAACCGCUGGAAGUUCUGCUGAGGCCGCUCCUGUUUGCACCUGGGCCACCCGCGGAGACGAUGCAGCCUGCCGGCAAAGGAGAAUCUCUGACCAUCCAAAUUUGAAACUGGGGGUGGGAGGGGGAAGGGGAAGGGAAGAGAACUAACCUGUUGAGAGACGAGCUGAAAGUCCCUCCCUGUUGGCUCCCGUAAAUGUAAUGAGGAUUCGCUCACUGGCUAGAGAGAGGGAUUGUUUGGAGUUAGGGGUACCUGAGCCUCAAGCCCAGAAGGGGCAGUGCCAGAGUGCCAGCCACUAGGAGACGCUUCUUUUUCUGAUGUAUAUAUUUUGACUGGAAUGAUCAAUGGAACCCUAGACUGGAAGGACCUGCUAGGUCGUUCUAGUCCAUCUCCCUGGAGGAAGCAAUGGGUGCUUGGAGCAUGACAGAGCCCAGGGGAAAUCUGCCCUGCCAGAGGUUUUGAGGUGUUGUUCUUUGAGCUCACAGGAAGUAACCUAGCAGCAGCCGAGGUCCCCGACCCAAUCGCACAUGCUUGUCCCUUUCAUUGGCCAGGUUAAGCUGGCCCAUUUGUUUAUGAGUGUGAGUCCAUGUGGCAAUGGUGAAUCCCCCUAUUACAUGCGGGGGCGUGGCUAAGACAACGAGGCUUUUGAAGCCAGAGGCUUCCUACCGUCCCCUGCCCAGGGUAAUCCACAGGCUCGUGGGUCUCAAAUCGUCAUUCUUGAAGGGAAGACUCCUGAUUACCCCCCUCUGCCCACUCUAAUCUGGAAGGCAGGCUCAGCACUGCUCUCGAGGGCUACGUCAGAGUCAGUCCUCGCACAAGCCACUGGAGACUCCCGAAGGCCCAUUGCACUCUGCCCAUGACAGCACCCUGGAGAUGCUCUGCUCCAUGGAUGUGGCAGGUGCCGUCCUGCUGGCUGAGACCCAGGUCCCCAGGCUGUGACAAAGUGCUGCCAGGGGCGUGCUUGGCUUCUGGCAUACGUUUCUCAUGGACAGAUUUGUAAUGCGGCACUUACAGGGCCCGGCCGCUGGGAGGGCUGCUUUCCUAAUGGAUAGAGUUUUAGCUCCGGGAUGGGGGAAGUGCCAUGAGAAGAGACCAGCUCUCCCCUUAUUUCAGCCCCAUUAUAAAGGGUUCCUGGGGGCAACAAGCGACACGCAGGCAAAUGCCACAUUGUAUGGGCUCCCCCAGACCCUUAGGCACAGCUUUACAGGCUGCUCUCUGGUUCCCCUGGGCAGUUCUCCAUAUAGGAUCCACUGGGUAUGUACCUCCUUUAUAAUUCACACUCAGCUUCGGUUGUCUUCACCAGGCUCCUGGGCUGCUUUGCGGUGUGUGGCUGAGGGAGGUUGCAAUGGGGUUGAAGGUGGCUGGGAAUCAGAGUAUGUUAGUAUGGUUAAGGAAGCAGUAGAACAGCGGAAACCUUCUCCCAAAAUCAGGGCAGAUGCUUCUCUUUCCAUGUGGGUAUUUUCCGUGAGUGUGGUCACAACACACUCUGAUGCCCAAAACUCCCCUUGCAAAAACAGCUGAUGGAGGGAAAUGGGCUGCCUUUAACCCCUCCUCCACUGGCAUUUCGGUGGUGGAGUCCUGGAGUAUUAAUCAGGGCCGCCCAGAGGAUUCAGGGGGCCUGGGGUCUUUGGCACCGAAUUGUCGCCGAAGACCUGGCACUUCAG